This is a messenger RNA of Acomys russatus (golden spiny mouse), 2906 nucleotides long. It is a transcript of the gene Hey2, whose product is annotated as hes related family bHLH transcription factor with YRPW motif 2. Bases 165 to 1184 code for a protein of 339 amino acids. Gene Ontology annotation, biological process: anterior/posterior pattern specification; regulation of transcription by RNA polymerase II; circulatory system development. The record is from RefSeq and is a predicted model, not a curated record. Gene Ontology annotation, molecular function: protein dimerization activity; RNA polymerase II cis-regulatory region sequence-specific DNA binding; DNA-binding transcription factor activity, RNA polymerase II-specific. The transcript has 5 exons. Gene Ontology annotation, cellular component: nucleus. Lineage: Eukaryota; Metazoa; Chordata; Mammalia; Rodentia; Muridae.
UCUUGCGCCCAGGCUGGUCUCCGGCGUGGGAAAGAGCCUGGAGGAGCAGUCCGCGCCGCUCCGGGAGCCGCGCCUGCAGAAGCCGGGCAAGGAGGGAGGGAGGAAGCCCGUGGGGAACGUGCUGCAUCCGGAUCAGCGUCAGUGGCUGCUCCUCGGUUGCCGGGAUGAAGCGCCCUUGCGAGGAAACGACCUCCGAAAGCGACAUGGACGAGACCAUCGACGUGGGGAGCGAGAACAAUUACUCUGGGCACAGUACAAGCUCAGUGAUGAGGUCAAAUUCACCAACAACCACCUCUCAGAUCAUGGCAAGAAAGAAAAGGAGAGGGAUCAUAGAAAAAAGGCGCCGGGAUCGAAUAAAUAACAGUCUAUCUGAAUUGAGAAGACUGGUGCCAACCGCUUUUGAAAAACAAGGAUCUGCCAAGUUGGAAAAGGCUGAAAUAUUGCAAAUGACAGUGGAUCAUUUGAAGAUGCUUCAGGCAACAGGGGGCAAAGGCUACUUUGAUGCCCAUGCUCUCGCCAUGGACUUCAUGAGCAUUGGAUUCCGAGAGUGCCUUACAGAAGUGGCUAGGUACCUGAGCUCCGUGGAAGGCCUUGACUCAUCGGAUCCACUGCGCGUGCGCCUGGUCUCUCAUCUCAGCACCUGUGCCUCCCAGCGGGAGGCAGCAGUGAUGACAUCCUCCAUGGCCCACCACCAUCAUUCCCUGCACCCACACCACUGGGCAGCAGCUUUUCACCAUCUCCCCACGGCCCUGCUCCAACCCAACGGACUCCACGCAUCGGAGUCAACCCCAUGUCGCCUAUCCACAUCUUCAGAAGUGCCUCCUGCCCACGGCUCUGCCCUCCUCACAGCGACGUUUGCCCAUGCAGAUUCUGCUCUUCGAAUGCCAUCGACAGGCACCAUCGCACCCUGUGUGCCACCUCUCUCCACCUCUCUCCUGUCUCUUUCGGCCACGGUGCAUGCCGCAGCCGCAGCUGCCACCGCAGCGGCUCACAGCUUCCCUCUGUCCUUCGCAGGCGCCUUUCCCGUGUUGCCUUCCAACGCAGCGGCAGCAGCCGCGGUUGCUGCUGCAACAGCGAUCAGCCCACCCUUGUCAGUGUCCACAGCCUCCAGUCCUCAGCAGACAAGCAGUGGAACAAACAGUAAACCUUACCGACCCUGGGGGACAGAAGUUGGAGCCUUUUAAAUUAUUAUUGAAUUUCUUUGCAAUAGUAACUGAUGUCCUUCAUUUCAGAAUCAGCUUCAAACCUCUGCAGCCUAAAGGUAGCCAUACAGGUACCUGCAGACCCACACAACAAUAAAGAGAUCUGAGAAGCAAGCCACAUACAUGGAAAGUAGUAUUAUAUUUUUUUCCUUUGUUUAAGGCAGCUUGGCAACUGACAUCAGAACUUUAAAGUAUUUCCAUUUAAACUUUCCUGGAAGAUAUAUGGAUGUCACCAUCCAGAGGUGCAUUAAAACAUCUGACUUGGAAAAGAAAAAUGUCAUAACUAGUUCUCCUGAAGCUAGAAGGGAGAAAAAAUAUAUAUACCAUAUUUUCUAAGUGCCUGAGCUAAAGAAUGUGUCGCACAUAAUGAAAAGGGCGUAAUUAUUCGCUUAAGAAAGCGAGGGAGCAGACAACACGUGUUGGGCUGCAGACACACAGUAUUCUGUUGAAACCAAGCAGUUUUAUUGGCCAGAAAGAUUGUUGAAAAUUAAGUUGAAAGACCUAGUUUUAAUGUUUGCUUUCUUUAUAUAGACUUGCCAAGCAGUGACAUUUAGCAAUGCACUUAAAGAAACAAGAAUUCCACCAGUGUCCACGUUAACAAGCAUUUCUGCUUUGCCUUCAAGCUCCCAUCCUCUGGUGAGCCAUAGUUUAAGACACAAUACUUCUUUAUGUAAACUUACAGCCGUACAGUGCACCCAGAAGCAGUUACCUACUGUGUGCCCACCAGAGGUUCAUUUACACCAACUCAAAGUCUCUUUGAUUUGUAAGAGUUUGGAUUAAUUUAUUCAGUUUCAUUUGGACUAUGUUUAUAUUUAACUUCUUCAGCUCUCUCCUGACAUGUGAUGUCUGUUCCUGUCCCUUUUGGGGGGGAUGAUGCAUUUCUGGAGCUAAUGAGAUAAAGAAAGAAAUGGAAGAGAAAAGCUACAUGAUUUAAAUGCCCUUCGUCAAUUUAAAAAUUGCGUUUGAUCCCAAAUCACAAUGAAUGUGUACACUGAGGUAUACAUAAAUUAUUUUUGUCUAUGCCUAGACUAGUGCUACAUAAUGGUGUUUUGGUUUGGAUUUUUUUUAAAAAAUCUUGUUUAAUGACAAAAUAAUCUCUUAAUACAUGGAAAUUAAGCACAUGAGCUUUUAUAUUUCAAAGGCAAAGACACAGCAUGUAUUCUUAUGCACUUCGUUUCUCUGCUGUGUGGAGAAAGCAAUAAACAAGAGAAUGUUGAACAUUAUGCAAAGUUGUACUCAUAAGUAUUUGUUUUAAAAUUACUGUACCUAGUCUUCUCUGCAUUACUUUGUAAUCUUUUUCUAUGCAAAAAGUCUACAUAUCACUAAUUAAAUGAAGUUCUUUUUGACUACUUCCCCUGGAUGAGUUGCUUUUCAGAGUGGCAAGGUGGGCUUGCCUUUCCUGUGAGGCCCUUCUUUUACUGACUCUUUGAGCCAUCGCUUUAUGUCAUGUAUUUCAAAAUCGUUGACUGAUGCAAUUCACAUCUUCCUUUAAAAUAAACUUCAUGGAGGUUGGUUAUAGAUUUAAAACAUGGGUAGGAAUUGCAAAGGCAAAAGGCGGUCAUCUUCCUCUGCCUUGCGUUGACUAUUUAUUUAUUUACAGACAGGGUCUCACUGUGUAACCCACACUGGCCUGGAAUGUGCUGCAUAGCUUAGCUUCACCUGAAAACCAAGAUCCUGCUGCCUCAGACUCUCAACAAGUAGUUU